Messenger RNA from Tripterygium wilfordii, 1439 nucleotides. Its product is annotated as probable WRKY transcription factor 41. Gene Ontology annotation, cellular component: nucleus. Gene Ontology annotation, biological process: regulation of DNA-templated transcription. The record is from RefSeq and is a predicted model, not a curated record. The transcript has 3 exons. Gene Ontology annotation, molecular function: DNA-binding transcription factor activity; transcription cis-regulatory region binding. NCBI's taxonomy places the organism in Eukaryota, Viridiplantae, Streptophyta, Magnoliopsida, Celastrales, Celastraceae. Bases 197 to 1246 code for a protein of 349 amino acids.
UUCAGUUUCUCCUCAAACCCAAAUAAAGCCUCACUCCCUCCUUCUUCUUCUUCUUCUUCCUCCUCCUCCUCCUCCUCCGCUGCUUCACUUACAGUAACACAAUUCUCGUUCUGACUUUCCAUGCUUGUAGUGUCUUGCUCUUCAUAUCUGGAAAGUAAGAACUCAAAACAUCAUUUGCUUAUAAACCCAACAGAAAAUGGAGGAUAACAGUAUGAACUGGGAGCAGAAGACACUGAUUAGUGAGCUAAUUCAGGGGAUGGAGCUAGCAAAACAGUUGAGGGUACACUUGAGAUCGGCAUCUUCGUUAGAGACUAAGGACUUGCUGGUACAGAAAAUAUUAUCCUCAUAUGAGAAGGCACUUCUGAUUUUGAGAUGGGGUGGUGGAUCAAUGGGGCAACCUCAGAGUAUUGCAGCAACAGCAGGUGUGCCCGAGUCUCCGAUAUCUAUCAAUGGAAGUCCUCGGAGUGAGGAUUUCGACAAGGAUAAUCAUGAUUGCGGAGAUGUGUCAAAGAAGAGAAAGACAUUGCCAAAAUGGACCAGCCAAGUUAAAGUUAGUUCUGAAAAUGGCCUGGAAGGACCUCAUGAUGAUGGAUAUAGCUGGAGAAAAUAUGGACAAAAAGACAUCCUAGGAGCCAAAUAUCCAAGAAGCUACUAUAGAUGCACCUACAGAAACACCCAGAACUGUUGGGCUACGAAGCAAGUCCAAAGAUCAGAUGACAAUCCCACCAUAUUUGAAAUUACACACAAAGGAAAGCACACUUGCUUCCAAGGAAACCAGUCAGUUCCGUUACCAGCAUCACCUGAAAAACAAGAACAGAAGAAUCCGAAUCAUGAUAAACAGAUAAGUCAUCAACAACAACAACUGCUAAACUUUCAAAAAGAACUGAGAGUCAAUACUGAGGAAUUCAAUAACACACAAACGCAGCCUCCUUUCUCUUUUCCUUCAACAUUUGGAGGAAUAAGAAGCAUUUCCCCUGCAAUUGAUAACAGCAGUUUAGUGGGAAGUUUUUCCCCAUCAUAUAUAUCGCCAGCUACACCAGAGCCAAACUACUUUUCUCUGCCAGCAUGCCCAAUGAUUAGCUUCGACGGGAAUCAUAAUGCAUAUCGUUCAGAAUAUGAUUCAACUGAGAUAUUAUCAGCCAAUAGUUCAUCCACCAGUUCUCCAGUAUUGGACUUGGUAUUCUCUCUCAAUCCACUGGAAAUUGAUCCAAACUUCCCAUUUGAUACCUCGGGAUUUUUCUCUUGAUUUGGGUUAGCCAUACAAAGAAACAAAUAAGAGAUAGCAGGAUCAAUGCAUUUAGAUUUAUUUUAAGAGUGGAAGUUGUUUGUAAAAUACGCUAGGACUACCCUUGAUCUUGGCAAAGGGGAACUACUUCUGCAAUUUUCUUGUAAUUGUAGUUGUCAGUGUAGAAUUAUGACGGUUGCAUAUUUCGGCGAGA